UCAAUUAGGGAUUAUCUAAACUGCGCCCCGUUCGAAUAAGCCGUAUCGUUACCUUGAAACGAAUAGAAAGGAAAGAAGAUGCGAAGAAAAAGGAUGGAAUCUUUUUGACCGACCGAACAGUUUCCGUAUUCUUAAACCACUCGUGUACACAAUCACUUUCGAAAACGUGUCUAAUCACUCCGAGAAUCGUGUCUAAUAGAAAUAGAGUGAAUUCACAUCAUCGUGUAAUUUCUUUCAAAAUAUAUACACACGUGUAUCCAUAUAACCUUAAAAUUAUCUACGUUGAGCAACAAGUUGAUUCAUAUCGUGCAAUUUCUUUCAAAAUAUAUACGUACGUGUAUCCACAUAACCUUAAAAUUAUCUACGUUGAGUGGCAACUCGAUUCAAAAGAUACAGUGAUAGUUUUCUUUAUUUUGAAAAAUAUAAUUCCAUUGGUGUUCACAAUUACUCUCGAAAGGAUUCGAGAAUCACGGAAAUUCGUAUUAUUGUGCAAUUUCUUUCAAAAUAUAAUCUGAAACAAAAAUGAAUAUAAAAGAUAAUAUACUUUAUAGCGAGCCAAUGUCAAAAGUUCCAAAUAUUUCUCUAGGACAAUAUUUGUUCGACAAUCUGCAUAAUAAUCCCAAUGAUAUUGUACAAAUAGAUAUUGAGACUGAUAAACAUUUAACGCGCAAAGAACUUCUCGACAAAAGCAUAAGAUUAAGCAUUGCUUUGCGAAAUUAUGGAAUUGACAUGAAAGACAGAGUUUCUCUUACAAGUGAAAAUCAUCCAAAUUACAUGAUAGCGAUGUGUGGCACGUUUUUCAACGGAAUUACGUUUGCACCUUUAAAUCCAGCAUACACUGAAAGAGAAUUCGGCCACAUGUUGGAAAUUUAUCAGCCACGAGUGAUAUUCGUAUCUCGACGCACCGAAAAGCUUUUGGUAAAAGUCGCGUCUACUUUAAGCUGGGAUAUAAAAUUAAUAGAAUUGGACGACGAAGCUCUCGAUGGAAAUGUGGUAACGUUGAACGUGUUUUUGGAAAAAUAUGGAAAUAUCGUGGACCCACGUACGUUCACACCGGUACAAGUGGGCGACAACGACAAGAGAAUGGCAGUCAUCCUUUGUUCCAGCGGCACAACGGGUUUUCCAAAAGGAGUGAUGCUCUCUCAUCGAAAUUUACUAACCUUCAUUCAGAGUAUAAGCAAGCCGAAUUUCUUGAACAUUCAACAAGGAGAUCGAAUGAUAAUUUUCUUGCCACUGUUUCACGGCUACGCUUUCGGGAUGAUGUGCAACUGUAUAUGCUCCAAUUCGAUCAUAUGUUUAAUGCGAAAUUACAAUACGGACACUUUACUGAGCUCCAUUGGAAAGUACAAGAUCACGCAUUUACCACUCGUCCCACCUAUCCUGGUAGCUGUCCUGAAACAUCCAAUGUUGCCAAAUUACGACUUCGGCAGCGUGAAAGAAAUAUUAUGCGGCGCGUUGCCGCUUCCGCUCGACAUUGCGAACGAACUGAAACGGCGCACGAAAGUGAAAAACAUACGAAACGGUUACGGAAUGACGGAAUUGUCGAUGGUGUCGAAUUUGAGCGAGAGAUCGUGCAAAGACGCCUCGAUCGGCCCCCCGUUGCCAGGUUUCAAGUGCAAGGUGGUGAGCAUGGAAACGGGGAAGACGGUUGGCGCGGGGAAAGUGGGGGAAAUUUGCUUCGCCGGUGAUCAGGUAAUGUUGGGAUACUACAAGAAUCCGAAAAGCACCGCGGAAACGAUCGACGAGCAGAAUUGGCUUCACACGGGCGAUCUCGGAUAUUUCACCGAGGAAGGAGGAUUGUACAUCACGGGGCGAAUAAAGGAAAUCAUCAGGUACAAAGGUUUCCAAGUGGCGCCAAGCGAGAUCGAGGCAUUGUUGCUAACGCAUUCAAGUGUCAAGGACGUGGCUGUGUUGGGUAAACCCGACGAGGUGUGCGGAGAGUUGCCGAUGGCCGUGGUGGUGAGGCAACCAGGCAGCAACGUGACGGCCGAAGAAAUUGUGGAUUUCGUGAAAAAAAAUUUAUCGCCGCAGAAGUGGCUGAGAGGCGGCGUUAAAUUCGUCGAAACUUUACCCAAGACUCCAUCCGGCAAAGUACUACGGAAGCAAUUGCUUAAUAUCGUGUUAUCCAAAUUGUAAACGAAUUACAUAUUCUGUACGCAUAAUCGCAUCGAAUAAAAUCUAUACUCCCUUCUCCUAAUAGAA
This is a messenger RNA of Apis mellifera (honey bee), 2202 nucleotides long. RefSeq names its product 4-coumarate--CoA ligase 1. Gene Ontology annotation, biological process: long-chain fatty acid metabolic process; fatty-acyl-CoA biosynthetic process. Gene Ontology annotation, molecular function: long-chain fatty acid-CoA ligase activity. The record is from RefSeq and is a predicted model, not a curated record. The coding region runs from base 523 to 2136 and encodes 537 amino acids. The transcript has 7 exons. NCBI's taxonomy places the organism in Eukaryota, Metazoa, Arthropoda, Insecta, Hymenoptera, Apidae.